UUGUGCCCUUUGCAGCAUCAGUAGCUCAGAUCCUGCCUCCUGCUCUCAGUCGUCGCUGUUCCUGCUUUUUGCUCAGUGUGUGUGUGUGUGUGUUUUUUUUCUCUCUCUCUCUCUCUCUCUCUCUAACGUUGGGAAAACAAGACUACGCACGAGGACCGCGGAUUAACACAAACCAAACUACACGCGCCGUCGUCCAGCGGGUGCAUCCGUGUUUCUUCUGCGGAGGACAGGAUCCAAACAGGUACAGGAGGAAAAAACAGAGUACGAUGUCAGCCAGAGGGGCAAAGAAGAAGGCCACCAAGCUGUCGCGCUCGUCUCGAGCUGGUGUCAUCUUUCCUGUCGGAAGGAUGAUGAGGUACCUGCGCACUGGGACGCACAAAUACCGCAUCGGCAUGGGCGCCCCUGUUUACAUGGCAGCAGUCAUCGAGUACCUGGCAGCUGAGAUCUUGGAGUUGGCAGGAAACGCAGCACGAGACAACAAGAAAAGUAGAAUAACUCCAAGGCACAUCAAGUUAGCAGUAGCUAAUGACGAGGAGCUCAACCAGCUCCUACGAGGCGUCACCAUUUCCAAUGGAGGUGUCCUGCCUCGCAUCCAUCCAGAGCUGCUGUCCAAGAAGAGGGGAAGCCGAGUGAAGGUGGACAGCCAGGCCACGGUGGCCGACAAGCAGGAGGAGGCGUCCAAGAAGAAACGCAGCAAACCCGUCAAAAAGGUCAAAGGCAAACGAGGCCGCAAGCCAAAGAGCACAGACGCAGACAAAGAGUCUGUUUCAAACUCCAACAUGGAGGACGGACCAGGAGAUGGAUUCACCAUCCUGUCUGCAAAGAGCCUCUUCCUCGGACAGAAGCUGUCACUGACAGAGAGUGAGCUGAGCAAACUGGGAUCCAUCAAGGUGGAGGGGAUCAUCAACCCGACCAACGCAGACAUGGACCUCAAAGACGGAGUGGGGAACGCUCUGGAGAAGGCUGGAGGGCGGGAGUUUCUGGACGGAGUAAAGGAGCUGCGGAAAGCACAGGGACCCCUAGAGGUGGCAUCAGUGGCGGUGAGUCAGGCCAAUGGGAUGGCGGCUCGCUUCGUCAUCCACUGUAACAUCCCACAGUGGGGUUCGGACAAGUGUGAGGACCAGCUGGAAAAGACGGUGAAGAACUGCCUCUCAGCAGCCGAGGAGAAGAAACUCAAGUCAGUGGCCUUCCCCUCGCUUCCUGCGGGACGGAAUGGUUUCCCCAAACAGACGGCGGCCCAGCUCAUCCUCAAGGCCAUCUCCAACCAUUUUGUGUCGUCCACCAGCUCGUCUCUGAAAAACAUUUACUUUGUUCUAUUCGACAGCGAGAGCAUCGGUAUCUACCUUCAGGAAAUGGCCAAGCUGGACACCAAGUGAGGAGUGCCCUCUGGUGGUGGUGGUGGGGUGGCAGGGGUGGGCGGGGGGGCGGGUGGGUGUGUUUUUUAACUGUCGUUGUGCAGCUGGUGUCCGUACGUAGAGGAAGAGCCCAUCUGUGAGUGGAGUGACCUUCAUGUUUCUGUUCCUCAAUCCUGCACAAGCAGAUUCUUUAGACUUUAGCUCAUUUCAAACGUACUGUUUGCUGUUCUGGUUCCUCGUUUCACUGAUGUUUUUACAUUCCGUGUACAAAUAGAGCCGCCUUUUUUUUCUUGGUCUCUGUAGUUUCUGAUACACUAUA
Sphaeramia orbicularis (orbiculate cardinalfish) is the source of this 1674-nucleotide messenger RNA. It is a transcript of the gene macroh2a2, whose product is annotated as macroH2A.2 histone. Gene Ontology annotation, molecular function: DNA binding; structural constituent of chromatin; protein heterodimerization activity. Gene Ontology annotation, biological process: nucleosome assembly. The coding region runs from base 267 to 1376 and encodes 369 amino acids. The record is from RefSeq and is a predicted model, not a curated record. Lineage: Eukaryota; Metazoa; Chordata; Actinopteri; Kurtiformes; Apogonidae. Gene Ontology annotation, cellular component: nucleosome. The transcript is spliced from 10 exons.